GGAGAAGGAAGGAGUUUAAAUCAAGUGUGUGAUUGGAUGUUGGAGAUUUUUAAUGGACUAAACUGAACUCCAUGCCUGAAGGGAGUCACAAAGACCCCACGCCAACUUUCAGCACCUUCCAGCCCUCGGACUUGACCAGCAGGAGCUGCCAGAGCCUGGCCUUGCUUCCGAGGCCCAGGCUCCAGGCCCUGAAGGCCGAGUUGGAGGCCCAGCCCAGCCCCAGGGCCCCGGCUGUCCACCCUGUGAACUGCCCCCCUAACCAGGCCUGUCCCCAGGCCCCGGGGGCCGCCUCCAGCCCAGAGGACGCAGGAAAGGCUGAGGAGGAGCCCAGGGCAGGAGGCCAGGCCCUGCAGGCCGAGACCCGGGCGUGGUUCCAGACCCAGGCCCACGGGCUCCUGCAGCACGGGGCAGCCCCUCCCUGGUUCCACGGCUUCAUCACCCGGAGGGAAUCCGAAAGGCUGCUGGAGACCAGGCCGCAGGGCUGCUACUUGGUGCGAUUCAGCGAGAGCGCUGUGACCUUUGUGCUGACUUACCGGAGCCGGACUUGCUGCCGCCACUUCCUGCUGGCCCAGCUUGAAGAUGGGCGCCACGUGGUGCUGGGCGAGGACAGCGCCCACGCGCGGCUGCAGGACCUGCUGCGGCACUACACCGCGUGCCCACUCAACCCCUACGGGGAGACGCUCAGCCAGCCCCUCGCCCGGCAGACUCCUGAGCCAGCAGGACUUUCGCUAAGGACUGAAGAAUCAGACUCUGGAAGCAAAAGCCAGGACCCACACCCCCAGUACACCCCAAUCCUCAAAAAGCAGCAGCCCGCAGCCCCCACGCAGAAAGAGGGGGGCGGCGAGCCAAAGGAGCCCAGAGCCCUUCCCACCAAACCCCGAUGCAGCCCUGAGGAGGAGAGAGCUGAGGAGUUCUGA
Molecule: messenger RNA, 917 nt
Organism: Hipposideros armiger (great roundleaf bat)
Lineage: Eukaryota; Metazoa; Chordata; Mammalia; Chiroptera; Hipposideridae
Gene: SH2D2A
Product: SH2 domain containing 2A
Exons: 7
Coding region: 72-917 (281 amino acids)
Cellular component (GO): cytoplasm
Source: RefSeq, a predicted model, not a curated record